UGCGCAUGCGCGGGGGGGAAACUGCCGCUGUGCGCCGUUAUUACCCCAGGAGUCAUUUCUUCUUUUCUGUUUUUUUAUUAUUUUUUGUUUUUCUACGAAAAUGGCGUCCAGUCAAGGAGGUGUGGGAGCUGUCACGUCCCUACAAAGCCACCACUACUCCAGCGGACCACCCUGGACCCCCGGCGUCAGCCAGUACCAGCAGCAGCAGCAGCAGCAGCAGUACCACACGGCCCGCAGCCUGGACCGGGCUCUGGAGGAUGCCGGCUGCUCGGGGAUACUGAACCUGAGCGGCAGGAGGCUGAGGGAGUACCCGGGGAUGAGCUACGACCUUACCGAUACGACACAAGCAGAUCUGUCCAAGAAUCGCCUGACAGAAAUACCUCCAGAAGUGUGUCUGUUCGCCCCCCUGGAGUCGCUCAACCUCUAUCACAACUGCAUCAAGUGCAUCCCGGAAGCCAUCAUCAACCUGCAGAUGCUGACCUAUCUUGACGUCAGCCGAAACCUCCUGUCAGUUUUGCCAAAAUACUUGUUCAGCCUCCCCCUCAAAGUUCUGCUGGUGAGCAACAACAAACUAGUGUCCAUCCCAGAGGACAUCGGCAAGGCCAAAGAGUUGAUGGAACUGGACGUCAGCUGCAAUGAGAUCCAGGUGCUGCCAGCUCAGGUGGGGAGGCUUCAUGCUUUGCGGGAACUCAACAUCAGGAAGAAUUGUCUUCACAUGCUGCCUGAAGAGUUGGCUGACUUGCCCCUCAUCCAACUUGACUUCUCCUGUAAUAAGAUCACAGAGAUUCCUCCAGCGUACAGGAAACUCAGGCAGCUGCAACACAUCAUCCUAGAUAACAACCCUAUGCAGUCUCCACCAGCACAGAUCUGUCUCAAGGGCAAAGUGCACAUAUUCAAGUACCUAAACAUCCAGGCGUGUAGGACGGACAAGAAACCGGACACCCUGGACCUGCCCUCCCUCAGCAAACGGUGCCUUCCGCAGCCACUUACAGAUAGCAUGGAAGAUUUUUAUCCCAAUAAGAACCACGGGCCGGACUCUGGAAUUGGAAGUGACAAUGGCGACAAGAGGCUGUCUGCAACUGAGCCUUCGGACGAUGACACUGUCAGCCUGCACUCUCAGGUCUCAGAGACAGCCCGCGCUGACGCGCUCUCUCUCCUCUCUAAAAUGGAUUCUUGCAAAGAUCAGGAUCUCUAUGACUUUAUAGAGCCCAACCCGGAAGAGGAUCCUGCUCUGUCAGAGUGUGACGGGCAGCACAGCGGUCAUGUGUCGUGUAUCAAGGAACUGGAGAAAGUUCUAAACAUGUCUCACCAAAUCAAAGAUAAAGAAGGUUGGAAAGAGGAAUCAGGCUCCGAUAAGGAGCAGCUAGUUGAGGAAGAGGAUGAUGAGCUGAAGGAAGUGCUAGAUCUGAGGAAGAUUGCAGUUCAGCUUUUGCAGCAGGAGCAGCAGAACAGGCGCCGGUCCUUGAUCUGCAGGGCGGAGAGUCUCAUUCACCGGCGGCGGGUGACCGGCCGCGCGCACAGAUUCCUUAGUUACUCUGGCAGCUCGGGCAGCAAGCCGAGGCCUCCUCCUCAGACGGCUCGCAGCGCUUCUCUGGACGAAGGAAGUAGUGGGGCAUCGGUGCUUAGUGGACAGCCUUCUUCCUCCUGCUCGUUCGACGGCGGCCUGAAGUCCGAUCCAUCUGAUUCGGAUCCAAAGUGGCCCGAGAUCCCACCGGUCCUCAAUCAGAAUGAAGAACGCAGGAGGAACAAGUACCUGAGAAAAGAUUACCUGAAGUACAAGUGUCAGAGUGCUCGGAAAAACUCCAGUGGGAACGAUGACAGUGAGGAAGGUUCACGCAACGCUGAUUUCAGCACCACACUGACUGUGUUUGGACUAAAGCCAAGAUCAGCCUUCGCCAAAGGAAGUCGUCAGGAGUUGAGCUCGACAGACCCCAGCUUCACCAUGAGGAGGAAGAUGGAGCACUUGAGGGAGGAAAUUGAACAGAUCGGACUCCUGCGGCAGAACAUUGAAUCCAGGCUGAAGGUGCUGCUUCCAGAUGACGUUGGAGCUGCUCUGAUGGAUGGGGUGGUCCUUUGCCAUUUAGCCAAUCACAUUUGUCCUCGGUCUGUCGCCAGUAUCCAUGUGCCGUCUCCCGCUGUGCCAAAGCUGAGCAUGGCCAAAUGUCGUAGGAACGUGGAGAACUUCUUGGAUGCCUGUAAGAAGCUGGGUGUAACUCAGGACCAGCUGUGUCUGCCCCAUCACAUCCUGGAGGAGCGCGGCCUGGUGAAGGUGAGCGCCACCGUCCAGGCUCUGCUGGACCUGCCCGCGUCGAAGCCCACGCAGCUGUCAGCUGUCUGAUAAGACGGGCGCGGGGGGGGGGUUCUGCCUGACUGAAGAAGGAGACCCGAGGAAGGAAACACCCGAGUCUCUUUAUAUGAUGUCAGCCGCCUCCGCACCUCAACAGGCGUCACAUCGUCACUUGUUUCCAGUUUCUGGCCACCGGGCUCCUUGUGCGCGCCCGUGUGUGUGUGUGUGUGUGGGUGUGUGUGUAGCUACAUGACUGUGUGUUUCCUCAGCGGCACUGCUUGGACUUGCUGAGGAGAGAAGGUAAAGACGGGUCUUUGGGAAGACCUGUUCAUCCCUCUCAAAGUGCUCAGGCGGCGAGGAGGUGACAGACCUGUGGGACUCUUUCAGUGAGGAGACAAAAUCUGAACACCGCAACCCCCCCCUCCCCCCCGACUGACCUCCAGGGGUUCCUACACUCUUUGUUUUGCGGUAUUUCAUUUUGUAUUUAAGGUCAGGUCAUCUGCUGUAUCUGCCCUCAAAGCCCUGAAACUCUGGUGUAGUUGUGUAACAUUUAAACUACUGUACAAACCGUUACAAACCUGCAUGCCAUGACGUUUGACCACUGUGAGAACACGUGCCGGGCUGCGGCCAGAAGCACGGCGCUCCUGUUCUGUAGCAGGGUUCUUUUUCAUUGUAAAUGCAAGGUUGGCGUUUUUAAAAAAAAUGAUUCUGUAUAACUUUUUCUAAAGCUUUUAUAGUUUCUUUCCGAUCCCAUGUCGGCAUGUGAGCAUGUCAGAAUAAAGCAGCAACAUGUUCACACUGAAUGUGGAGGCCAACGGGAACAUUCAACUCCUGCAACCCUUCAGACACAUGGCACGCUCUUAUCUCUCUGUGUGGUUUCUGAUACAGUUCAUUGUUUCAGGGAAAUGCAAUUAUUUAAGUAUUUAUUCAUUUGGUUUAAUAUUGAUGUGUUUGCUGCUCUGUGUGUCUUAAUCCCGACUGCCGGGUCAGGUGUGGAGCAUCUGAGCAUUUACAUCUCAACUCGAUCAGUCUGCGGCGAGAAGUGUGAAAAUGACUGAAAGCAGCUGGAAGGGGAAGCUGCACCUCUGGCCGGUGUAUCAUCUGUCAACACGUAACUCCAAACAUAACAAUGCCUCCGUGUUGGAUGUGCGUGAUGUUCCUGUUUUUCAGUAGAACUGACAGCGUAAUAAGUACUUCCUGACGAUGCUCAUCAUUUAUCAUAAUUAAAUUGGAUUAUAAUUUCUGCAGAGCAAUCAAAAUUAAUCUUGCUGUCCGGACACUGUAAAUCACUUUAAGUUCAGGUGUCUAACAUGUAAAAAAAAAAAAAGCAAUUAUAAUGUAAAUUGGAGUAAAGCUGUAAAUCAAUACACAUUAAGUGUGUCAAUGAUUCUGGACAAAUGUUUUACUGGUAUAUUGUAUCCAUGGUAAUUCAAAUUUGACUGUACAACUUUGGAGAGAAGGACUUGACCUCCAUUAUAGACACGUUGGUGAUUCAAUGGAAUCACCCGUAGCUAUUACGAGGGUUUCGCUAGUUCGGCUACUGGGCCGGUAGUUUCACACAAAACUCCAUGUUUUAAAAAGUAUGCAGUAAUGAUUUUAAAACUGCUUUAACAGUGCAUUGCUUUGUAGCCAAAGCACCUUGGUGAACAACAGAGCUCAAAGUCGCUUCAACACCUGGAAAGCUCACAAAUCUCAUGUUAAACGGCAUUGAAACAUCUAAAAACAUGACGAAAUGGGGUGUUUUCUUUGUUUUCUUCUGUAGUCUUGGCCGACCACACUAUUGGGUGUAUAAAAUGCACCUGCAAUUAAUUACCUGCAAUCACAAAAGUUUAUAGCUGUCACACCUGUACUUCAAAGGAUGUUAUUGUGCAGAGACAUCCAUUUUAUGAGAGAUCAAAUGAGGUUAAUAUGCAGCCUCGGGCCUGACAAGCGCGAGUCCCCCACACCUGCUUGUGCAAAAUGUUGUGUGGUUCCUUGGAAUGCUUUACCUUAGAAAUCUCUUGAUUUCUCUGAAAUGGCUGCAUUGACGCCGUGCUGUCAUUCUGCAAGGAAGAGGCGACCCACCUGUGCAAAACAACGCAGAGCUUUCAAGUUCAUACCAGCCUACGGUCUGAAAUACUCAUGUAAUGUCUCAUGGCACUUCUUUUCCUCAUGCAGGAAGCCCGUAUCAAUUUGUGUACCUGAGGUUUAACAUGUGUCAUCCCAGAUCACUCAAGAAUGAAACACAAGAUGCUCCAAAGAACGCAGGUAACGCUGUGUCUUUCAAACUGUUGCAAGUGACAACUGGAUUUGACUGUGACUCGACCCUCUGCUUGGCGUUUUUUUUUAAUUUCCGUGGUAACCAACAUACACCUGCCCGGGCGUGACACGGUAUAUCUCCUUACAUAGAUUUCCAAUGAAUGCCGUGCAGCUUUAUGUGUCAUUCUGUACAUUUUUUUUCUCUUCUGUUUUAGAGUUGCCUUUGAGUUGCAUUGUGUUGAGCGUUCACUAACACAAUGCGCACGCACGCCCGGGGUGAGCAAAACUCAAAUGUGAAAGCUCAGAGCCUCACCCUCCUCCCUGUGAUUGAGUGUUUGGGUUUGCACUGUAGACCACGCCAUGAUUCAGUGGAGAUAAAGGUGAGCCAAACCUCUUGUGGUUUCAAAAGUCACACCGAUGCCUUGAUCUUUUUUUUUCCACCUUAGCGCAUCACCUGUCGAGCUGCCCUGUCUUACUCUUGUUUUACUCUAAAUUGUCACGGUCUCCUUGAAAGGUAAUAGGUCUCACAGCAUUGGGGCGGAGGGAGGAUUCCAGAUGGUUGAGCAAACUUAACAUGAAAUAUCAACAAAUCAAAGUGAGUGUCUUCCUGCGGUCCAGUCGGUUUAAUGGGAUCAAGGAUUUUGCACUGAACUCAAUUUAGAAGACACUAAUACGAGAAGGUAUUUUUCCACAGAAUAAGGACCGUGGAUUCUUUCUGCUUUCUUUUACGCUGGAAUUGCUCAAAGCAGACUUCUUUCGGGGCGUAGUGAACUGCAGGAAUAGAUUCAGUGGAAACAAUUUGAAACCAGAACGUGUGUGUUAUCCCUUGACCCAUUUAAUUGUACAGAUGAAAAAGGUUCCUGGCAGCAUGUUCCUGAAAAGAGAGAGACUGAAUGUUCCUCAUUUUGCUUCUAAGUGGCACUCACUUUAUAGCCUGUAACAUGGAAAAGUUGGCAAGAAAUAUCUACCAGAGAUCCAGUACUUUCUGUUGUUUGCCAAUGUGUUUUGUUUACAAACCCACUUCAAUUGUGUGUCGACCGAUUACAUCUGUACAUGUCAUCUAAUCUCAUCUAAAGAAAACAGUGAAUCGCUGAGUCACUGCCAAGAAAUUCAUUUGUAUUUAAAAAAAGUCAAAUGCAUGUAGGAAUUCUGAGUUGCUGAAGCUAAACCUGUGUACAUAUUCUCUUUAUAAAGUCCACGGAUUUCUUACAAAAAAACAAAAGAAAGGUGGUCCAAAUAAAAUAAAGUCAAAGUCUUUGCA
Molecule: messenger RNA, 5786 nt
Organism: Gasterosteus aculeatus aculeatus (three-spined stickleback)
Lineage: Eukaryota; Metazoa; Chordata; Actinopteri; Perciformes; Gasterosteidae
Gene: lrch2
Product: leucine-rich repeats and calponin homology (CH) domain containing 2
Cellular component (GO): cytoplasm
Molecular function (GO): protein binding
Source: RefSeq, a predicted model, not a curated record